CCGGUUAAUCGUGCCAACCGUGAAUACCGUUUUUGCUCCGAUUCGGUUCCAGCCACUUGUACAUUCCCAUCAUAGAGAUGGGCUACAAGAAGAAUACCGCAUCUGUCACCGUGUUCUUCAUCAGCGCCUUUUUCCACGAGUACCUCGUCAGCGUGCCGCUCAAGACGUUCAAAACGUGGGCGUUCCUCGGAAUGAUGGGACAGAUACCAUUAUCAAUGAUAAGUAAGAAGGUGGAGAAGCACUGGGGCGCCAGAUGGGGCAAUAUCACGGUGUGGGCGAGUCUCAUUAUCGGACAACCACUUUGCAUAAUGAUGUAUUACCACGAUUACGUGAUAACUCACUUCGGCGAGAACUUGAUCGAGGAUUAUUCCGUGGUGUAGGUAGUAGAGAGAAUCGAACUCGAAGCGAACGGUCACGCAGAGGUCUGGAAGAAGAGAUUCUCCGGCCAAACUCGCCACUCUUCCAUCAAUUUUUUUCCCCUUCUCCUUUCCUCUUUUCUUCCGCCAUCUUUACACCUCUGACUCCGCGUGUAUAACCUAUUUUUCAAUCGACGUUUACGCGAAUUCUUCCAUUUUUUUUCUCUCUCUCUCUUAUUCUCUCUCCAACGAUGAAUGAGAGUCGGUCACGUGUUCGUGUAUCGCGAGUAUAUUCUUUAAGUAUUCUUACGCGUAUUGGUUUUGUCCAUUUCGGAUUUUUCUUCUUCCAGUAGGAAUUAUAUGGAUUUUUUUUCGAAUGAAUCGUAAUUACCUAUUUCAAGAUACAAAUUUCACGUUCGUAUCUGUAUAUAUAUAUAGGUAUAUAAUCAGGUAAGUUGUAAUUUGUAAAACUUCUAUUAAAUUUAAUACUGUGAUAACUCCAGGGCUAAUUCUGGUAAAUGUACAGUACGCGCGUGUAUACAAGCGGACUUUGAACGUUUCCUCCUAAUUUAUUUACUCGUGUUGAAUGGAAGGAAUUGUCGUUACGAAACGUACUAGCAUAAAUAAGUUCGUGUAGCUCGAGUUAAAAUUGAAUAAAUCUACUGACAUGAUACAUCGAUAGAGAAGACCAUAUAUUUCUGGAGCGUGUAAAUCCAGAAUAAGCCCUGCGUGCAUCCAGAAUAAAAUACAAUU
Molecule: messenger RNA, 1109 nt
Organism: Apis florea (little honeybee)
Lineage: Eukaryota; Metazoa; Arthropoda; Insecta; Hymenoptera; Apidae
Gene: mdy
Product: diacylglycerol O-acyltransferase
Biological process (GO): triglyceride biosynthetic process
Cellular component (GO): endoplasmic reticulum membrane
Molecular function (GO): diacylglycerol O-acyltransferase activity
Source: RefSeq, a predicted model, not a curated record